This is a messenger RNA of Strigops habroptila (Kakapo), 1797 nucleotides long. It is a transcript of the gene NEIL1, whose product is annotated as nei like DNA glycosylase 1. Gene Ontology annotation, biological process: base-excision repair. Gene Ontology annotation, cellular component: nucleus. NCBI's taxonomy places the organism in Eukaryota, Metazoa, Chordata, Aves, Psittaciformes, Psittacidae. The transcript has 9 exons. The record is from RefSeq and is a predicted model, not a curated record. Bases 123 to 1433 code for a protein of 436 amino acids. Gene Ontology annotation, molecular function: DNA-(apurinic or apyrimidinic site) endonuclease activity; zinc ion binding; DNA N-glycosylase activity.
AGACGCGCCGCGUUGUGAUUGGUCCUCCGGUGGACUACAACUCCCGGCGUGCACCGCGGCCUGAUGCAUGGGCGGCAAGGCUGGACUACAACUCCCGGCGUGCUUUGCGGGCCGUGCAGCCAAUGGGAGGCGAGGGCAUGGGCUGGGGCAUAUCCCCAGGGGCGGCGCGCCCCGACGGUGCGUCCGGUCCCUCUUGCCCGGUGUUUCCGGUCCCUCCGUUCCGGUGUCUCCCGUCCCUUCGAUCCUUCCACCGCGGUGUGUCCGGUCCCGCGGCCAUGCCCGAGUGCCCGGAGCUGCAUCUGGCCGGGCGCUACAUCAACGAGGAGUGCGGCGCGCUGGUGUUCUCGGGCGGCGUGGAGCGCUCGGCGGUGGGCAGGGGCCCGGAAGUGCCGUUCAGCAGCGAGGCUUACCGCAUCUCUGCCGCCGCCCGGGGCAAGGAGCUGCGCCUGACGCUGACCCCGCUGGAAUCCGCCGAUGCCUCCCAGGGGUUGGUUUUCCGCUUCGGCAUGUCGGGGUCGUUCCGGCUGUGCCCCGCCGCGCAGCUCCCGCGCCAUGCCCACCUCCGGUUCCUCACCCGCGACAGCCCCCCGCUCGUCCUCUGCUUCAUCGAUGUCCGUCGCUUCGGGUCGUGGCGCCUGGGGGAUGCCUGGGAGCCGGGCCGCGGGCCCUGCGUCCUCUCCGAGUACCAGGCGUUCAGGGAGAAUGUGCUGAAGAACCUGGAUGACAAAGCUUUUGACAAGCCCAUCUGCGAGGCCCUCUUAAACCAGAAGUUCUUCAAUGGAAUUGGGAAUUAUCUCCGUGCCGAGAUCCUGUACAGGGUGAAGAUCCCUCCCUUUGAAAAGGCUCGGACUGUGCUGGAGGCCCUGAAGGAGCAGGAGGAGGAGAGGACGAGGAAGAAUCCCUCCCUGACGCUGAGCAAGAAGCUGAAGCGGAUGCGGGAGAACCCGGAUCUCCUGGAGCUGUGUCACACCGUGCCCAUGGAGAUCAUCGCGGCGGGCCUCUUUGACCCGGCUGACCCGAAUAACUACGACGCGUUCAAGGGCUGGCUGCGGUGUUACCUGGUGCCCGGCAUGAGCAACCUGCGCGACCGCAACGGCAGGACCAUCUGGUUCCACGGAAAGCCUGGCCCCAUGGCUCCCAAAGGGCAGGCACCUCGCAAGAAGCGCACUCAGCCCAAGUCAGACCGCAAGGCUCUGACCCCCAAGGUCACCCCACGUGCCUCAAGACGGCGCCCCAGGGCUGCAGCGCAACCCCCCGACUCAGCCAAGGAGGAGGAAGAGGAGGUGGGUGACGGGCCAAGGAAGGGACGUGCUCGCAGGAGGAGGAGCGUGGCCGCUGCUCCAGCCCUGUCCGAGCCUGAGGUGCAAGUCAAGGCUGAAAGGCGGUGCCGGACCUCAGCGCGCAGGGGCAGAGGCACAGCCCCGGCCGUGUGAGUGCUGCCCCUUCCCCAGGGGCCUUUUAGCAGCCACAGGAGCAGCUCAGGGAGGACCUGGGUUAGUGCUGAGGAGCUCAGGGCUGCUCUGUUCCUGUGCCCUGUUCCUGUGCUCACCCCUGCUUGCUACCGCUGCGUCUGCCGCUGCAGGGAGGAGAAGCUGGGCUUGGUGCUGGGGCUGAUUUGCUGGGGUUGAUUUAUCCCGCGUCCUCCUGCUGCCCUCAGGUAUUUGAGGGGGAUAAGGGCCAUGGACCAGUCCUGCUGGACUCUGGACCUUCCCUCUGCAUAAGAAUGGAUUCCCUCUUCCUUUUCCUCCUCCGUUGAUCACUGUUUUUAGCUGAUUAAUAAAAUAUUUUGUAUAGAAA